AAUUAAAUUCGCCUGUUAUUUGUUAUCUUAUUUUGUUUACUAUUAAUAAUAAAUAUAGUAUUUAUGAAAUAAUUAUUGUUAAUUUAAGUAAAAUAUGUUGGAAGAUUCUAUAACGUCUAGUCCCUCUAAAUCGAAUAAAUCUAUACACGAAAGAAGACUAAUAAGAAAAAACAAAAGAAAAAAAGCUGACAAAGUUUUGCCAAAUAAAAGUGAUCAUCAUAUGCAAAGUACUAGUCGUCAUAUAACCAUUCAUGAUUUUUACCAUGAUUAUGAAAAAGAAACAACUGAUAGUGAGUCUAAAAAUUCCACAUUUAUGGUUGCAAAACCAUCAGCCAUAAUAAAGGACUAUAAACCAUUUCAAAAGGAAAAAGCUCUAGCCAUGGCUGAUCAUAUAUCAAUGCAUCAGAAGAUCAAUGAAAAUAAGAGUAUUAUUUGGCCGGAAACUCAAGGAUUUUUAACGUGUUUAAAUUUAACGGAAUUGGAAAAAGAAAAUCCCAACGAUUUUAGUGAAAAUAAAUCAAAUACAUCCUUUAGUAUAACAGAAUCUCAACUAAUAAGUUGCUGUCAUAAUGCAGAAAAAACAUUGGAAAAGGAUAAUGCAAAUACUACAAGAGAAGAAUUAACUCCUAAAAAAGAAUAUGAUAUGUUAUUGGUGAAUACCAUAUUGGAAGAUUUUUCACUAUCACCCCUAAAAGAAGGUCAAAUAAUAAUGAAUACCUCUUACCAGCAUACGCCGGAAUUUCGUUUGCGUAGAAUACCAAUGAAAACCUACAACAGUUGUAAAUUUAAAAAUACCACUAAAACUAAUCUCAACACACGAUUUGAGGAACUAGCUAACACAGAAUCAGAAGACGAAGAUGAUGACCAUAGUAAUUGUUCGUCAUUAUCUGUACAAGAAGAUGUUGCAAUGGCAGAAUUGUUAAACAAUCAACGCCAGACUACUAUGACCAAUACAAGUAAUACACAACAUUUAAUAGAAAAUCUUUUAAAUUUAAGCGUUUAUUUUGCACAAAAUAGUCAAACGCAAAAUAAUUUAUCAGAUGAAAGUCAUACUUCAUGUUUGAUCGAUAAUGAUCAAGAGAAUUGUUUGUUUUUAAAUAAUAUCCCUGAUCUUCUUAAAGAUAUUCUUACUUUACGUUCUAACAAUAACAAACGUUAUGAUUCAUUUAAUUCUUUAGAAGAUUUUCAUGGAUUUCCUAGUAAUAGUGAUGUGGAGAGUGAUAAUAUCGAUAUAGUAGAUAAUAAUGAAGUGAAUAUAAUGCAAACGACAUUAACGCAUGAUUUAAGUGCAGUUGAUACUUCAGUCAUGGAUACAUCUUUUAAUGCAGAAGAAGUCUUUGAUGAUGAUUGUCAAGAUGUAUUGGCCGGCAUUAAUACAGAAGCUAUUUUACAAAAUGUUGAAGCUCUUAACAACGUGGAAGAAACAGCUAAAGAACUAACCACUUCUCUAGUGCCAAAGGAUACAGAAAAACCUGCUGAAAUUGAGCACAUACCUCAGUAUACCAUUGGUUUUAAAACAGCCUCCUCAAAACCAAUCAAAGUUUCUAGAGAAGCCCAUAUAAUGGCAGCUAAAAUAUUAAGUAAACUACCCGAAAUACCACAAAAAAAUUUCGAACUAACAAACUGUGAUAAAAAAGCUUUAAAUAAAGAUGUAAAUAUAUUUGAAAAUCCUGAAAACUAUGAAUGGAAUGAUGACUGUGAUUUAUUUUUAAAUAUUCAAACACCUGUCGCCUUAAAUGAACCGCAACAACAACAACAACAACAACAAAUAAAUACAAAUGAACUACAACAUAAACCAGCUACGAACUCUUUAGGAUUUAAAACAGCUGGUGGCAAAAAUGUUCAUGUAUCCAAAAAAGCUCAAGAAUCAGUACAAAAACUUUUAGAAGAAUUCACCAGCAAUGUUCCUCAUGAUCACUUCGAUUGCGAAAAGGAAUUAAAAGAAUUGAAAUGUAAAGUUUAUGCAAAAACUCAUAAUCUUGAUCAUAAAAGAUCAUCUUUAAGCCAUAUGGAAGAGAGAAAGAGCACAAAUGAGUUGCAGGAGUUUGAAAUGGAGCAAGUUCUUCCUAGUACCUCGAAAAUGACCUCAAUAGGAUUUCAAACAGCUGGUGGUAAAAGCGUACAUAUUUCCAGAAAAGCUCAAGAAUCAGUACAAAAACUUUUAGAAGAAUUCACCAGCAAUGUUGCCCAUGAUCACUUUGAUUGUGAAAAGGAAUUAAAAGAAUUGAAAAGUAAAGUUUAUGCAAAAACUCAUAAUCUUGAUCAUAAAAGAUCAUCUUUAAGCCAUAUGGAAGAGAGAAAGAGCACAAAUGAGUUGAAGGAGUUUGAAAAAGAGCAAAUUCUUCCUAGUACCUCAAAAAUGGCCUCAAUAGGAUUUCAUACAGCUGGUGGUAAAAGUGUAAAUAUUUCCAGAAAAGCUCAAGAAUCAGUACAAAACCUUUUAGAAGAAUUCACCAGCAAUGUUCCCCAUGAUCACUUCGAUUGUGAAAAGGAAUUAAAAGAAAUGAAAAGUAAAGUUUAUGCAAAAGCUCAUAAUAUUGAUCAUAAAAGAUCAUCUUUAAGCCAUAUGGAAGAGAGUAAGAGCACACAUGAGAUGCAGAAGUUUGAAAAAAUUCUUCCUAGUACCUCAAAAAUGACCUCAAUAGGAUUUCAAACAGCUGGUGGUAAAAGUGUACAUAUUUCCAGAAAAGCUCAAGAAUCAGUACAAAAACUUUUAAAAGAAUUUACAAGCAGUGAUGAUCCUCAGGAUAAUUUCAAUUACGAAGAACAAUUAAAAGAAAUGAAAAGUAAAGUUUAUGCAAAAUCUCAUAAUUUCGAAUCUAAGGAAUACGCUUUCAAAGAUAAUGAUCAUAAAAUGUCCUUACAAACUCAAGAAAAUGCUGAAAAGAUGUUAAAUGAAAUUUGUAUGGAAGCUGAAGAGAAUUUCGAAAAUACUAAAUAUUUACCCAAAGAAUACAAAGAAAACUUAACUUUAAAAGAAGAGCCUCGCAAUAUUAUGAAAAAUAUUGGAUUUCAAACUGCUAAAGGCAGAGAAAUUACAGUUUCAGCUAAGGCACAAAAAACUGUUGAAAAACUCUUGCAAGAUUUCAAUACAGAUUUAGAUAUAGAAAAAUUUGAGUUUGAUUUAAUAGAAAUGAAAACUAAAAUGCAAAUUAAACAUAAAGAACUGCAAUACAAUAAUGACCAGUUAAAGUCUAGUCAAACAAAUGUCAAUGAUAACAAAGAUCUUACACCUAAACCAAAUAAACGAAAAAAAUUGAUAGACAAUAAUGUUACAGCAUCACCUGAAUGUAGUUCAACGCCACCUGCUAAAAUCUUAAGCAAAGAUCUACCUAACUUAAGGUUGUCAUCAUCAUCAUAUAAUGAACAACCACUCACAACACCCCGAUCACCACAAACUGUAAUAUCAAGAAAAAAUCUUUUAUCUUUAUCAAAAAGACAUAGAAAUAAAAGAAACUCUUUAACCAUGAAAAGAGAAGAAAUUCCUAAAAUAAAUAAAGAAAAAUACGAUAUAAAUGUGAAUGCAUCAACUCCUAUUAAAACCUCAGUUUCAUUAGCUAUUAAUACACAAACUCCUGCUACACCAAAUUUAAAAGAAUUCAUAUCGAAUGCAGCCACAACAUCCACACCUCGCAUUAAUAUUACAACAGAGUCACCACACACCCUUAAAGAUACAGAUUUUAAACCUAUCAAUUGGAAAGAUAAUCAAUCGAUUACCAAUAUAUCUGCUAACAACACCUCUACUCAUACUACAAAACUUUCCGAAAGUUCAUCAUUGAAUAUUACCCUGAAUUCCUCAAAUCCUACAGCCCAGGAACGUAUAGGUCGUUUAAAAAUGUAUGGUAAACCGCCCGACUUUUCACCUAUACUUAUAGAAACUCGUCAUAGCUGUCGUCCCUCAGGAUUAAGACGUACUCGUAGCAUGCUUAAGAAAACGGAAAAUUAGUAUUUUUCUUAGUUAUAUAAAAUAUUUUCCUGAAUGUAUCACUGUUGCAGACACAAUAUCUAUGUAUACCUCCGUUUUGUUAAAAAAAGUCUAUACUAUAUUUAUUUUAAAUAUAAAUACAAUGUACCUAUCAUUUGUGUACACGUUCUUCAUUACUA
This is a messenger RNA of Lucilia cuprina (Australian sheep blowfly), 4104 nucleotides long. RefSeq lists its product as uncharacterized. Bases 95 to 3946 code for a protein of 1283 amino acids. The transcript is spliced from 3 exons. Gene Ontology annotation, biological process: double-strand break repair via homologous recombination; regulation of DNA-templated transcription. Lineage: Eukaryota; Metazoa; Arthropoda; Insecta; Diptera; Calliphoridae. The record is from RefSeq and is a predicted model, not a curated record.